Daktulosphaira vitifoliae (grape phylloxera) is the source of this 1412-nucleotide messenger RNA. Its product is annotated as pupal cuticle protein Edg-84A-like. The record is from RefSeq and is a predicted model, not a curated record. Lineage: Eukaryota; Metazoa; Arthropoda; Insecta; Hemiptera; Phylloxeridae. Bases 845 to 1288 code for a protein of 147 amino acids. The transcript is spliced from 2 exons. Gene Ontology annotation, cellular component: extracellular matrix.
CUAUAAGAAAAAUUAAAGUUGUAAAACAUGCUUCAAUGAUACUAAAAUAUUGAUGUAUUCUAAUAUUUAGAAUAUUAGUCAAUUAUAAAAAUCUUCAGCACAGAUUAAGAACAGUAAUGAUCACAAAGCACAAUAUGUUGUGUGAUAUAACGAAAUAUAAUUUUAAAUAUAUCUAAUCUUAUUUUAGAAUGGUGCAAAUAAUUAGGUCUAGGAAGAUUUUUAAUUAAAAUAUUUGUGAUAAUUAUUUAGCAUGUACAUAUAAUAAUACAUCUCAGAUUAAAUGCCUAGAUAACAUUGAUUAUAUCUAUAUUUUUUAUACUACAUGGAAAUAUUGGAUACACAAGAUGCUCUAACAUACUUUCACACAUUUAACUAUGUUAAUCUUGCUGAUGAAUAUUCACUCACUGUGAUAUUCAUACAAAUUCAUGUUAAAUUAUUUUCAAAAUACUAGUUCACAGAUAAAAAAAAUCCACUACAAAAUAUUUUAUGCUCUUAAGUAAUAGAAUUUCUGUAAUCAAAUUACAAGAUGGUCAAUUAAGUUAAGUGUUUUUCAUUUUCGUAUACUUACUCGAUCUUACCAUGUGUGCAGAUAGCCAUCGAAUUUGCACGUUAAAGUUUCCGUAUUUGCUAAUAAAACACAUUCCAUUUUUAAUGAGAUAUGGAUUAAACUACUUGUUACUUCCUUUAAAGAAAAGAAGAAAAUUUUCCAUGGUAGGGAGCCUUAAGAAAUACCAUAUAUAAUCAAAUAUUUUCGACAACACUCGUCAAUAACAAGAAUAAAACUAAAAUACAAUUUUUAUUUUAUUUUAUUUAUAAAGCUAUAAGAUAACAUUUUUUUUCAGCUAUGGAUUUUUUGAAUAUUAUUGCAAUCAUUUGUAUACCUAUGGCUGGGUAUGUGUUGGCGUUUCCACCAGCGUCUUUAGAACAUAGAGACGAUGAUCAGGAAUCAAUCAGUUCUUAUCAUUUUGAAUAUGCUGUCAAUGAUCCAAUAACGGGAGAUGUAAAGAAACACAAUGAAAUCAAUGACGGGUACGGUACGGUUAAGGGCAUGUACAGCAUGAUGGAAUCUGACGGUUCGAUGAGAGUAGUUGAGUAUACAGCGGAUGAUGUACAUGGUUUCAGAGCUCAAGUUAAAAAGAUCGAACAACCAAAUUAUAAAACUUAUCCAAAAACAGAAAUACCGGAAGACGUCUCUUACAAACUCGUCUCUGCUCAACAUCAAAAACCUAUUAUUGAAGAACAGGAAUACCAACCAGAAGAAUUGUCAUCGUCGUCGUCAUUACAUUGACAACUAUUCUAAUAAAUUGAUGGUUUGAAGAACAUCAAAAUCAAUCCUCUUCUUUUUAAAAUUAAAUAACAAUUUUACCACGCUUGUUUACUAUUUUGUUAUUUAUAAAUAAAUGAACUGUUGA